This is a messenger RNA of Mytilus trossulus (common blue mussel), 1158 nucleotides long. RefSeq lists its product as uncharacterized. The record is from RefSeq and is a predicted model, not a curated record. The transcript has a single exon. The coding region runs from base 1 to 1158 and encodes 385 amino acids. NCBI's taxonomy places the organism in Eukaryota, Metazoa, Mollusca, Bivalvia, Mytilida, Mytilidae.
AUGGAAGACAAGUAUAAGAGCUGUGGAAAGUGCAGUGCACGUAUGAACGUAUUAGAUACGCACGAUGAAUGCUACCGACAUCGGAUUUGUCAUAAGGCCUUUCCCUGCAAUGUUUGCCGGGAAUGGAAUGAUGAGAAACGGUCACUCGUGGAUAAAAUGCUGGAGAAAGCAAGGUCAAAGCUUUCGUUUUCAUCAAGUGCCGUAAGCCCUUCUGUGCAGGAGGCAGGCAAGAAACUUGACACGGCAAAGCUGAGUGAAUUGGCGUCGCCGGCAAAGCAUGAAAAACUAUCGAAAGUUCGAACUGAUCAUAGUGCAGAUGAUCGUGAACCUCAAAGUUCGGGAGUACAUUUUGAAGCAGUUGAAUUUAACAAAUUUAUAGCAGAUCAAGUGCAAAUGCAAUUGAAAAAGUUGUUACCACAGGUACAGACGCAAGGCCUUAUUGCAAGUGAUGCAAUGCAUGCUUCCAUUGACUCGAAAUGUGAGAUUUCGGAGAGUCAAUCUUUGUCUAGGCCAAGGGCCCACUAUAGUAAAUUUAUGCCAUCCGAUGAUCAGAUUUCUGUUGUUUCCCAUGAAAUCGAGGAUGAAAUAAGUAUGGGUGGUUCGGCUAUUUCUGAUGAAAAUAAUAAUGAUGCCCACUCUCAGUCACAUUCUCAUGAAAAAGACUUUUCUCUGUUUAGUGAAGGAGCACCAGGAUCUACUGAUCCAAUUCAAUGGAAUAAUUUUCUCCAUAAAUUGACAACUAAAUUAAAAAUAGAUUGUUCAGAGGAAACUGAAACAGAAACAGUCAGAACUUCCUAUUUGCCUUCAAGACUGAAUUCUGGCAAUUCAAAUAAAUCAGCUCAUUUGAAAUUACCUCUAGAGGGUACCACAGUUGAAGUUUUUAAGAAUAUGGAAAAGGAAGCCAUGUCUGGAAGACUCAAAAAUAGGUCUGUUCGUCUUAGAGAUGAUAAGGCCUUUCUGGUGUCGAAAAAAGAUUUCACAGAAUUUUGUUCCCCUCCAAGGCUUGAUGAUAACAUAGAGAAGGGUUUGUCAUCUACUAUGGGAAAUAAGAAAAAAGGUUUUGUAGACCGUAAAAAGUUUUCACACUCUUUACCUUCCUUUCAUAAGGAAUGGAUGCUGAAUUUAAGAAGGUUGACAACUCAGCUAGAACAUUGUUAA